UACAUAUAUUGCUCUUGUGGGUGAACUCAAGAUGAACCACUGUCUCCAUUCCAUUGCCAUCCCCAUAUGCUAGCUAUUGUUCCCUCCCUAGUCCGAUCAAUAUGGUUGCUGACCUUGGUCAUCUUGCCCGAGCAGCUGCAGCAAUACUUUGUAUGUUGAUUUUUCAUGUAGCACCAUCUGAUUCACAUGCUCAAGCUAGGGUAUCAGUUGGGACUAGGACCUGCAUCAGCAGGGAGCGGGAUGCGCUCCUGUCCUUCAAGGCAGAUCUUCUGGACCCUGCUGGCCGUCUCUCGUCCUGGCAUGGUGAAGAUUGUUGUCAGUGGGAGGGAGUCUGGUGCAACAGCAGAACAAGCCAUGUUGUCAAGCUCGACCUCCGCAACAUGCUUGUCGAUGACAACAACAGCCUGAGCCUGUCAAGCUAUGAGAUGAGCCCCUCUUUGUCUACUUUGCAACAGUUAAGGUAUCUUGAUCUUAGUGGGAAUUACUUCAACGGCACUAGCAUACCUGUGUCCAUGGGCUCCCUAGAGAAUCUAAGGUAUCUCAACCUCUCAUCGUCAUGUUUCGGUGGGAUAAUACCUUCCCAACUCGGCAAUCUCUCAAAUUUGAAAUAUUUAGAUGUUCUUGGGUUCUACGGUGACCUGCAAGCAGUGGAUCUUGCAUGGUUGUCACGUCUAUCACGGUUGACUUAUCUUGACUUGAGCCAAGUGAACCUCCAUGAUGCGCGGGAUUGGGUCCACAUAGUUAACAUGCUUUCUUCUUUGGAAGUGCUUCGCUUAAGAUUUUGUAACCUAAUUGCCAGUAGUACAGUGUCUUCUUCUUCAAAAUCAAACCUCACGCAUCUCCAGGUCCUCGAUCUAUCAGGCAACUUGUUUGACACACCACUAGAACACAACUGGUUUUGGUUUCUCACAAGCCUUAAGGAACUUCACCUCUAUUCUUGCAAAUGGCAUGGAUCUAUUCCCGAAGAGCUGGGAAACAUGACAUCCCUUGAAGUCAUUGAUUUUAGUGAAAAUUAUAUCGUGGGUUUGAUACCAAGCAACUUAGAAAAAUUGUGCAAUUUGCAAGUGCUGCACUUUGAAGAUAACAACAUUCAAGCGAGCAUAGGGGAGUUCAUGGAUCGAUUGCCAAGGUGUACAUGGAAUGCAAUACAAGUAUUGUCAAUGCAUAAUACAAAUAUGAUUGGAAAACUACCAAUCUGGAUUGGGAACAUGACAAGUCUCAUUGCUCUUGAUGCCAGUUAUAACAUGAUAACCGGUACUGUACCACUCGGAGUUGGAGCACUUGGUAACUUGACAAUGUUGGAUCUCAGUUACAAUAAACUCGAUUGUGUGCUCAUCAAGGAACAUUUUUCAGACUUACUGAGUUUAGAGUCUCUGGACUUAUCAUAUAACUCCUUGAAAAUGGAUAUUGAACCAAAUUGGGUUCCUCCGUUUAGAUUAAAGGACCUAAACUUCCAGUUUUGCCCAGUGGGCCCCCAUUUUCCAGAGUGGCUUAGAUGGCAGACUGACAUUGAUUUUCUUUUUCUUGGAAAUACAAAUAUGGAUGAUGUUAUUCCUAAUUGGUUCUGGGUGACAUUUUCCCGUGCUUCAUGGUUGGAUGCAUCAGAAAACAUGUUGCGUGGUUCAUUACCGGCAAAUUUACAACACAUAUCAGCUAAUCGUAUAUAUCUGGGGUCCAAUAAGUUAGCAGGUCUAGUUCCACGGCUCCCGAUAAAUAUAUCACAUCUGAAUCUGUCUUCAAACUCUUUCUCGGGGUCAUUGCCAUCAGAGCUAAAAGCUCCACUACUUCAGGAGUUGUUGCUCGGAAAUAAUCAAAUUACAGGCAGCAUUCCGUCAUCUAUGUGCAAGUUGACUGGCCUGAGACGGUUGGAUCUAUCGGGAAACAAUUUAACAGGAGAUGUUAUGCAGUGCUGGAAGGAGUCAGAUAACAAUUCUUCGGUGUUCACCUUAAACUCUACAGGUCAAUUUGGUUCUAGCAUGUAUAGUCUAGCCUUGAGCUACAACGCUCUAUCAGGUGAAUUCCCCAAAGUUCUUCAGAGUGCCUCACAAUUGAAGUUCCUUGAUCUUUCAUACAAUAGAUUCUUUGGAACAUUGCCAAAGUGGUUACCAGAAAAAAUGCCCCAAUUGCAAAUCUUGAGGAUGAGAUCAAAUAUGUUUAGUGGUAAUAUUCCUGACAAUCUUAGUUGCCUUGAAAGUCUUCAUUAUUUGGACAUAGCCCGUAACAACCUAUCAGGAACCAUACCAUUGUCGCUAUCAGCCUUGAAAGCAAUGACACACAAAGUUUAUACUUCCGCAGAUGACUAUAUUUUUGAGGAGAGCAUACCAGUCAUCACAAAAGGCCAAACACGUGACUAUAACUUUAAAGUCUACAGGCUACUGGUGAAUCUUGAUCUGUCAUGUAACAAUUUAUUAGGACACGUUCCAGAGGAAAUAAGUUUGCUGAUUGAGCUCACCAAUCUGAACUUAUCAAGUAAUCAGUUGAUUGGCAAAAUCCCGAAUCAGAUUGGUGCUUUGAAGCAGUUAGAGUCCCUGGACCUCUCCUAUAAUGAGUUAUCUGGUGAAAUCCCAUCAAGUUUGUCGCGACUAACAUCUCUGAGCCACUUGAACCUGUCAUACAACAACUUAUCAGGCGCGGUACCACUCGGGCAACAGCUGCAGGUUCUCGACAACCUGAACUAUACCUACAUUGGCAACCCCGGUCUAUGUGGCUACCCUCUCUCUAAGAACUGCUCUGCUAGUUCUACUGAUGCAGAGCAAAGUGUCAACCAUGAAGUUACAGAUCAUAUCUCAUAUCUCUACCUUGGUAUGGGCAUAGGAUUUGUGGUCGGCCUUUGGGUGGUGUUUUGCACCAUGUUACUGAGGAGAAGCUGGGCGAUUGCCUACUUUCAGAUCAUUGACAAUCUGUAUGAUGAGCUUUAUGUGCGGGUGGCCAUAGCUUGGGCUCGGCUGAUGAAGAAGAUCCACAAGGACACAGCAUGAGGAGCCUGCUUCAUGUGCAGUUGAACUACUCAAGACCUGUAUGUUAGUACUUUGUAAUUUGGAUAAUAAAUGGUACUUUGGUGUGUGUACUGCUACUACAAUGUAGUACUAGUCCAGGUGCUACCAGCUACUGUGAGGCACUUAGCUCGGUAAAUUACUUAUAAGAUAUCUUAUUCUGUCGAUCGAUUCCACAUUCUAAUCAGUACUGUUCUCUUUUCCUCAAGGAUCAUGUUUAAUGUGAUGCAAUAUUCGAGUAUUAAUGUGUAAUAUGAUCGAUCCAUAU
Messenger RNA from Triticum aestivum (bread wheat), 3261 nucleotides. Its product is annotated as receptor-like protein EIX2. The record is from RefSeq and is a predicted model, not a curated record. The transcript has a single exon. Bases 102 to 2978 code for a protein of 958 amino acids. Lineage: Eukaryota; Viridiplantae; Streptophyta; Magnoliopsida; Poales; Poaceae. Gene Ontology annotation, molecular function: protein binding.